AUGAAUUCUUCAUAUGAUUCCAUUGGAGGAAUGGGUAUGAUGGAUAAAUGCUACUUUACAGGGAAGAGUGAACUUCUAAAUUGGCUUAAUUCAUACUUCAAUUUGAAUGUUUCUAGAAUUGAAGACUGUGCAAGUGGGGCAAUCUAUUGUCAGAUUGCAGAUGCAGUAUAUUAUUACCAAGUUCCAAUGAAAAAUGUAAAUUGGGGUGUUAAACAUGACUUUCAAUAUUUGCAUAAUUACAAGCUGCUACAGCAGGUUUUUGGAAAAGUUAACCAGCCAAAAUAUAUUGAUAUUAACAAGCUUAUCAAAGGGAAGUAUCAGGACAAUUUAGAGUUUUUGCAAUGGAUGAAAGGUUUGUUUGAUGAAUCUGGAGCGAUCGAUCGCGACUAUGAUGCUAUUGGAAGAAGGAGCCUUGGUAAAGGGCCUUUUCCACAUUAUUCUGGGCAAGUAAUUCCCAUCACAAGCAUUCAAAACUCUUUAGCUGAGUCUUCAUUAAAUAUGGGAAUUAAUACUUCAAACUCGGUACCAACCUCUAGAAGGGCAAAUAAUAAAACUAUUUUGUCAUCGAAAAAUACAGAAAUGGAAAGAUUAAAAAAAGCACUUAGCAAAGAAAUGGAAGAGAAGGAGAUUGUUGACAAGGAAAGAAUGUUCUAUUUCAAUAAACUGAGGGCAAUUGAGAUAUUAUAUGAAGAGUUAAAUGAAAAAAAGAUCCCUUUUAUGUCCUUAAAAGACAUUUCUGAAAUAUUGUACGAUAGCAAUGAUAUUGACCUGGAAAGUUUCUCUAAGAAAAUAAUAGAUUCAGCAUCGAUAAAUAGUAAUGGAUUAACAAGUACUACUUCUGGAACGGAAGACCAAUAA
Messenger RNA from Cryptosporidium ubiquitum, 858 nucleotides. Its product is annotated as EB1 like microtubule binding protein. Gene Ontology annotation, cellular component: cytoplasmic microtubule; spindle midzone; microtubule organizing center. The transcript has a single exon. The record is from RefSeq and is a predicted model, not a curated record. Gene Ontology annotation, molecular function: microtubule plus-end binding. Lineage: Eukaryota; Apicomplexa; Conoidasida; Eucoccidiorida; Cryptosporidiidae. Gene Ontology annotation, biological process: spindle assembly; protein localization to microtubule plus-end; regulation of microtubule polymerization or depolymerization. Bases 1 to 858 code for a protein of 285 amino acids.